GCUGCCUUGCACAGCUGUUCGCCCGGAGGCUGCGGGCCCAGCUGCUGGCUGAAAUGCUGUGGCAGAGGGCCCGUCAGGUGCAGCGCAGCCAGGCUAUUCCAGAAUGACCUUGCAUUGAGCCUUUGUGGAAGAAACAAGAUUUAAACAUCAUUUCUUCAAUGUGCAUCCUUCUAUUCAAAUUUGACCCACGACCAGCUUCAAAAAAUGCAUACAGGCUUAUUCUAGCAGCUAAUAGGGAUGAAUUUUACCACAGACCAUCCAAAUCAGCCGAGUUUUGGGACAGCAGCAAUGAGAUCCUUAGUGGUCUGGAUAUGGAGGAGGGAAAAGAAGGUGGGACAUGGCUGGGAAUCAGUAAGAAAGGCAAGAUGGCAGCCCUGACAAACUAUAUGCAGCCAAAUAUUAAUAAAAAUGCAAAAGGAAGAGGUGCUCUUGUAACAAACUUCUUGACUGCAGAUCUGGACAGCUACUCUUAUUUGAAGAAAGUUUCAGAAGAGGGACAUCUUUAUAAUGGAUUUAAUUUAUUAGCAGCUGACUUGAAUACCACCAAAGGAGAUGUAAUUUGCUACUAUGGAAACAAAGGACAACCAGAACCUGUUUUCCUAAAUGCUGGAAUAUAUGGAUUGAGUAAUUCUUUGUUGGAUACACCAUGGAAGAAACUUCAAUAUGGGAAGCAGCUUUUUGCAGAAGUGGUCAAGAGAAGUGAAGAGCUUAUCAAAGAAGACCUGGUGAAGGAGCUUCUUACAGUGAUGAAUAAUCAAGAGCCUCAAUUACCAGACCCUGCAAUUGAAGACCAAGGGAAGGACUAUAUCCGUCCCAUACUGAACAAGUAUGCAGCCGUGUGUGUUCGUUGCCCCGGUUACGGAACAAGGACGAACACGGUGGUGCUCAUCGAUUCCCAGGGACACGUCACCUUCACCGAGCGCAACAUGAUCAAUGCUGAUGUCAACCAGUGGGAAACAAGCACCUAUGAAUUCAAUCUGCACAGUUAACAACUUUCCACAUGAAUGGUUUGUAAUAACAGCCAUGAGAGAACAUGCCAUUAAGCUCUAGUAAAUGUUUUGUGCCAGCCUCUACGAGCUAAAAAUAGCAAGGAAAGCAGAAGUUUAAAUAAACUGGUAGCAUACCCUAUCAAGCUCACAAAUGCUUUGGAGAAAACCAGAUGAAGAUGCUGUUUGUACAUGAAGUAGCAACUUAUAAGCAGAAGUAUUUUAUUUAAUGCCAUCCUGCUUUCAGGGCAAGACCAUCUUGGUCCAAGACAAAGUCAUUGCUUUUUUGUAGGUGUGGAUUUUUUAAAGAUGUUAUAAGUAGACUUAAACUUGGUUUUAGUUCUAACGAUGGGGAAAUAUUUGCUGCUUUUAUUGUUCUACAUGAAGGUUUUACCAAACUUUGCUUUACCUUCAACAUAUGCUGUUACGAUUGUAUAGCUGAUGCCAAUGUGCAUUAAAUGAAUGUAUGUUAUCCUGGUGGUAUUAUGUGCUUUAGUCUCAUUUAAGCUUUUCAGUGCCAUGAUGCAAUGUUCUGCCUGGGGAGGGCAGAGAGGGGGGAUUCUGUACAUUUGUUUUGGUAUAGAUAGUACAGCAAUAGAUCUUAUUUCUAAAACUUGAUCUGAGAAUCAAGAUAUGGAAUUUAGUUCAGUCUCUCUUCACUUUUGCUGAAAAAACCAUGGGAGCAGACUUGCUUAUCUUUGACCUGAAUAAAGCUAUUUGUGCUGUGACAUCCUGCUUCCUGAUAGUCUAAUUAGCAGUAUGUUUUUUGUUAUUUUCUUCUCUAGCAAGCAGGUAAGGAAUAGGUACCUGUUUGCAAACAGAAGCUGAAGAUGAGGUUUUCAUGUAUUGGCUGUUUUGUACAUAUAAAAUUUUGGAUUCAUUUCUUUAUUGGUAUAAUGUGUUACAGCCUGGAGUGAUUGCUCAUGGAUUUUUAGUAAAAAUAGCUAUGUGUUGUAAGGUGACACUGUUGCAGUCUUAUAUUGCUGAAAAAGUUGGGUAUUAAGAGGUACUUCCUAUGUUCUAACACCUGUGAAUUAAAAAGCUAUUUAAAUGCA
Ficedula albicollis (Collared flycatcher) is the source of this 2041-nucleotide messenger RNA. RefSeq names its product transport and golgi organization 2 homolog (gene TANGO2). NCBI's taxonomy places the organism in Eukaryota, Metazoa, Chordata, Aves, Passeriformes, Muscicapidae. Gene Ontology annotation, cellular component: Golgi apparatus. The transcript has 9 exons. The record is from RefSeq and is a predicted model, not a curated record. Gene Ontology annotation, biological process: protein secretion; Golgi organization. The coding region runs from base 159 to 989 and encodes 276 amino acids.